Messenger RNA from Sphaeroforma arctica JP610, 1116 nucleotides. RefSeq lists its product as hypothetical. Bases 1 to 1116 code for a protein of 371 amino acids. The transcript has 7 exons. Gene Ontology annotation, biological process: mitochondrial respiratory chain complex III assembly. The record is from RefSeq and is a predicted model, not a curated record. NCBI's taxonomy places the organism in Eukaryota, Ichthyosporea, Ichthyophonida. Gene Ontology annotation, cellular component: mitochondrial inner membrane.
AUGUUUGCAGACGCCUGCCCCAUAGGUGUUGGAACUGCUGGGUUGUUUGUUUAUAUCCCUCGCGCACAAGAACUCCUCUCCGUUUUCCCUGUCGGUUGGAUUCAGCCUCUCAGCUCCAAGCGCAUGGCUUCUGCAGAUCAAGCUCUCCUAGACAACAAGCUGGAACAGACCUCUACAUCAAAUACCUUUGUGCAUCUUCCUAAGUUAUCCCCUAAUGCUCCGUCGUCUUCGUCUGCUCGCUCUGGUUAUAAGCGCUCGCCUACCCCAAGUGUUGCGCGAUGUAACAAUAUGUCUCGUGUAAACCAUGAUAAUGCCUAUAGAGAUCUGGAAAGUGCCACAAAGGAUGAUAGUGACAGCACUGCUACCGGAGGACUGUCCGUUUCCGAGAUUCAAAUCGUUGAAGGCAAGGUUACAGAAACGGUCAAAGAAACCGUUAUUAAAAGGAAAUCGACACCAAGAUUAAGGCGGAGAGAAAGUGUUCAGUUUGCCAAUCGCAUCAGGGUCGUACACACGCCUGUGAGGGUAAACGCCACAAGUAAGCUUAGUCAGGUCGCUUGCGGUGCAAACACAAUAUAUGCCUUAUCGGAGAACGGCAACCUGUUUGUUCUGCCGCUCAAUUCGCUCACAGAGGAGCCGACCUCUGCCUGUUUGACACUCAUGAACGUGGAUAAGGUGGACAUGAGACAAGACCCUAUAAUACAUGUAGAUUGCGGCGAGCACCAUGUUGUUGCUUUAACGCUCCAUGGCAAGGUGUUAUCCGCGCCACAGUCGAGUGAUGGAAAUAAAUACGGACAAUUGGGCUUAGGCCAUUUCAAAGACUUGUACCAAACGCAAGUCGAAGAUACGGAAAAAGGAGAACCCUAUACGAAGUUGCAUCUACUUCAGGACAUUUCGAAUCAGAUUAUCACUCGCGUCGCCUGUGGGAAAGCACAUACUCUCGCACUCACAGCCAGUGGUGAGGUUUUUGGUUUUGGUAGUGAUCGAUGCUUUCAACUUGGGCUCGGUGGAUGGGACUCGAAGCUGUCCACCGCCCGCCACUCUCCGACAUAUAUGACUGGCCUAUGGCCCUCUGGAACAUACGAUGGUUGUCGAAAAGGUCAGACAGGGCAUUCUUGA